AUGCCACUUACGAUCUUGGUGAAAGGUACUGUAGGAGAUGGUUUCACUGGAGACAUUGGACUUGAUGACAUGUCUUUUCUAGGCUGUACUCUUUACAAUGGAAACUUGCCAACAAUCUCUACAACUACUUCAGGAACUUCAGCUCCUACCACCCUCCCCGUGAACAACUGCACAGAGGAGGAGUUUGUCUGCAGGGCCUCUGGCAGUUGCAUCCAGAUGAUCCAGAAGUGUGAUUUUAGACCUGACUGCUCUGAUAAGUCUGAUGAAUCAGCUUGUGCUAUGGAAGUCUGCGACUUUGAAGACAAAACCCAGUGCGGAUGGUAUCAACCAGCCUUGGAACAGACAUCAGAAAAUGGUUCCAUCCAUACCACAAACAUAUUCAAGUGGGAACUUGGAAGAGGGGCAAAUCUCUACCCUGGGCAAGAAAAACACUGCCCAUUAAAUGAUCAUACUACGUGUACUGAAGAAGGGUGGUAUCUGUUUGCAGACAGCUCGAAUGGAGAAUUUGGUCACACAGCUGACAUCGCUACGCCAGUCAUCUCACUUACAGGGCCCAAAUGCAAAGUCAUAUUCUGGAAUCACAUGAAUGGUUCAACAGUAGGUUCUCUGGAGGUACUCUGUAAAACCAGUGACAGGACUUCUAAACUGUGGACUCAAAGUGGCAGCCAGGGUGCCCAGUGGAACAGAGCAGAAGUAUUCUUAGGAAUUCGUUCGAAUUUUCAGGUUGUUUUCAGGGCAAAACGUGGUGUCAGUUACAUGGGAGACGUGGCAGUGGAUGAUAUCACCUUUGAAGAUUGUUCCCCUUUGCUCAUCCCAGGCAGACCUUGCAAAUCAGAGGAAUUCACAUGUGCCAACAAGUACUGCAUCCCAAAGGAUAAUCUGUGUGAUUUUGUAAAUGACUGUGCAGAUAACUCAGAUGAGAGCCCUACUAUUUGCAGUACAUCUAUUGGGCAUUGCAAUUUUGAGUUUGAUCUUUGUGGAUGGAAGCAGGAUGGAAACGAUGAUUUUGACUGGAACCUCAGAACUAGCACUACUACAAAAAUGGGCACUGGACCAGCAACUGAUCAUACAUUGCAAGAGCCAUCUGGUCAUUAUAUUUUUAUAAAGAGUUCGUUUCUUCAGCUGCCAGGACAGAAAGCUAGGAUUUCUAGUCCUGUCCUAAGCAGAAGGAAUAAAAACUUACAGAUACUUUUCUAUUACCAUAUGUAUGGAGCUCACAUUGGAUCUUUGAUUGUCUACCAGAGGACUAUCGCGAAACAUGAAAAAAUUCUCCUUAAUCUUACUGGAAACCAGGGAAAUUUCUGGCAGUUCAAGGCACUGAUCCUGGCUGGAGAUGAAGAUUUCCAAGUUGUCUUUGAAGGGAUAGCUGGAAAAGGUCCCAGAGAUGGCAUAGCACUUGAUGACCUCGCAUUUUCCAGGGAGUGCUUACCAUCCCAGGAGUUUUUACCAGCAGAACCCACAACGCUGCCUCCAACAGGCUCCUGCUUACAUGGCUAUUGGCAGUGUCAGAAUGGCAAAUGUUACAGACCAGAACAAAGCUGUGAUUUUGAAGACAACUGUGGGGAUAAUACAGACGAGAGUGAAUGUGGAACUUCCUGUGACUUUGAGAACGGCAGGUGUGGCUGGCAAAAUUCCCUGGCAGACAAUUUUAACUGGGUGCUAGGGGUCAGCUCGCCUCAAAGUCUUAGACCUCCCAGGGACCACACGCUGGGAAAUAGAACUGGACAAUUCCUGUAUCUUGAGGCCACUGCAAUAGGACUAAAAAAUGAAAAAGCCCAUGUGAAGAGUUCCAGAUGGAAAGAAUCCAGUGGGAUUUGCGUGAUGAGCUUCUGGUAUUUCAAGUCAUCUAAGGCCAUGGGACAUAUUCAAGUUCUGAUUAAGACUGAUGAUGGGAUUGUGAAUAUAUGGAGUGAAUCAGGAAAUCAUGGUGAUGAGUGGAACAAAGUUGAGUUACACUUGGGGAAACUGAGGAAUUUUGAAGUUAUCUUUGAAGGCAUUCGUACCAGAGACCUAGGAGGAGGAGCAGCGAUAGAUGACAUAGAGUUCAACAACUGCACCACAAUUGGAGAGAAUCCCAAGGAAUGUCCUGCCCUCACUGAUUUCCUGUGUGAGAAUGAGAAUUGCAUAGAGUCUCGUUUCGUCUGCGACUACAAACCAGACUGUGAAGACCUAUCAGAUGAAGCUGACUGCAGUUAUUACACAAGUAUUCCUGGAAGCUGUAACUUUGAAACACAAGAUCAAGAAUGGACCACUGUAUGUGGAUUAACACAAGACCCUAGUGAUGAUUUUGACUGGGAUAUUAGCAACAGCGCUGUCAUAGGACAAACGGGUCCUGAUACUGACCAUACACCAGGUAAAGGACAGCAUUUUUUGUAUGUAAACUCGUCUGCCCAGAAGGAAGGAAACAGAGCAAGGAUAAUUACCACCAAACUCUUCCCAGCUAGCCUUGGGGUCUGUAGGGUUCGGUUCUGGUUCUGGAUGUUCGCUUCUAGGCAAACAGGAGUCUUAAAGGUAUACACAGCUGAAGAACAUGGAAUGGAUAUUCUUAUGUGGUCUUCUAGUAGAAAUGAAGAAAACAAAUGGAUGUAUGCAAAUGUAGUCCUCUCCAGUAACAGCCCUUUCAGAGUUGCUUUUGAAGCUGAAGUGGGGUGUAGUGAACCUACAGAAUUUGCUCUUGAUGACAUUUCUUUCACACCAGAAUGCAUCGACGGAGAAUCAGGUGAUCCACACCCUCCAACUUGCAGUAGUGGCCAGUUCACAUGUGCAUACAUGCAGCAGUGUUUGCCCCUCGCUGUGAAAUGCAAUGGGGCUGAAGAUUGCAUGGAUGGAAGCGAUGAAACGAACUGUCCCACGGACAUGCCUGCCACCAUGUCUCCAGGCUCCUGCAAGCAAACAGAAUUCCUGUGUCCUUCCGAAGGCUGUAUCCCAUCCCUGCUGAAAUGCGAUGGUGUGCCUGACUGCCACCUUAACGAAGAUGAAGUGGGCUGCC
Leptosomus discolor (cuckoo roller) is the source of this 2989-nucleotide messenger RNA. The record is from RefSeq and is a predicted model, not a curated record. Lineage: Eukaryota; Metazoa; Chordata; Aves; Leptosomiformes; Leptosomidae.